Messenger RNA from Prorocentrum cordatum, 2187 nucleotides. The record is from the annotation of a GenBank genome assembly. Lineage: Eukaryota; Dinophyceae; Prorocentrales; Prorocentraceae.
AUGCCCGCUCGCUGUGUCUUGGCCGUCCUUGUGGCCCUCUGUGCCGCAGCUGCCGUCGGCGUGGCAGUGCCAGCACAUGCGACCGCCGAUGGCGUGCCCGUAGUCGAGAUCAGCCUCGGCACCCCAUCGCAGAGGCUGAGGUGUCUGCUCGACACCAGCAGUGCUGACAUUUGGGUGCCUUCCAAGAGGUGCAGCGGCUGCGCCGCGGGAGGCCAGACGUUCGACGCCGACAAGUCCACGACCUUCUCGCCCCAGCUGACGGAUGGACGUCCGACGCCGGUGGAGAUGACCUACGACGGCAGUCGCUUCUAUGGGUACGAGGCGCAGGAGACGUUGUCGCUCGGUGAUCUCGAGCUCAAGAACCAGACCUUCGUGAUCGUCGAGGAGACGGACCUAUGGGAGGGCCGGGCAGACAGCCCCGGGUGGGACGCAGUCUGCGGUCUGGGCUGGAUUGGACUUGCCCUGGCGCCCGCGCCACUCUACGAGCACCUCAAGGAAACGGGGCGGGAUGGCCUUUUUUCACUGGUGCCCUCCGCAGGCAGCGAGAUUAGCUUCGGCGUCGGCGAGCACGUGGAGGGGUCACUCCGGGCGGGCGCGCUUGCGUGGGCGCCGGCCGAGGCGAUGACCAGCGCGUCCGCUGGAGGGGGCGGUCGCCAGCGUGGCUCCUGGACGGUGCGCGGCGGCGUCGCCGUCACGAAGGAGCAGCCCACAGAGGUCGUCUUCGAGGCGGACACCGGGGCCAGCGAGGUCCUGCUCGUGCCCCCGCAGGACUGGGAAGCGCUGGUGGGGUCGCUCUUCCCAGAGGGCGCCCUGGACCGCGCGUGCGGGGGCUCUUCUGCGAGCGAUCCCUCUGAGGUGGAGCCGCUCGUCUGCGAGUGCUCCGUUGCCGAGGAAGAGAUGAACCCGCUGCGCAUAUUUUUUGGCAACGCAUCGUUCAACCUGUCGUUCGGCGACCUCUUCGCCGGGGCGCCAGCACCCGCGCAGGGGAGCGGCCCCGAGCUCUGCGAGCUGCAGAUUCGGAAGAGGCAAGGGCACAGGGUGCUCCCUGGCCUGCCGGGCGGGGCGCUGCCAGAAGACGGAGGCUUGCUCGGGGGGCCGGACGGAGGCCUACUGGGGGGCCUCCUGGGCUCCGCCCUGGGGAACCCUGGUGCCCAUGGCGCGCCAGGCCACGGAGGGCUCCUCGGUGAGCUCGGGGCCACCCUCGGGGGGCUGGGCGACCGCGGCAACGCGAGCGCCGGCGAGCCCAGCGGGGUCCCCGGCUCGAGUGGCAACGCCCUCGGCCUGCCAGAUCCACUCGUGGGCGCUGGCCCCGACGCGCCCGACUGGGGCUCGACACCCGCGGAUGGCCUGGUGGGCGAGUUGCUGAAUGCCACGGGGGAGGCCCUGAGCAACGCGCUGAACACCACGGCCUCGCUCAACUCCUCCGCGCGGAACGCGUCCCUGCAGGACAACCUGACCCACGACUCGGUCGGAGGCCUACUCGGAGGGCUGCUCGGAGGCCUCCUCGGGCACGAGGCGACGGGCGGCGAAAGACUCGCAGGGCUGCUCAGCGGGCUGAUGGGCGGGCCCGCCGGUAGCAAUUCCUCAGAGGGCGGGUCAGCACCAGAGGGCCCCGUGCAGGGCACGCAGGUGGUUACCACUGUCACGCUGUCGAACGGUACUGUCUGCACGACGACGCUGGUGACCGAUGACAGCGGCCGCACGCGGAAGAACGAGACCGAGUGCACUGAGCCUCCAGCCCCUCGCCGCCUCGACAGCGACUGGCUGCCGGCCCUUGGGCACGGUGCCGAGGGCCUGGGCGAGUGGGUACUCGGCAGCGGCUUCCUCCUGCGCCAUGCGCUGAUCCUGGAUUUCGACGGCGCCAGGCUGGGAGUCGCGGAGCUCGCGGAGCGGCCGCCCCUGAGGGCUGGAGGCGGGGCGCCGGCGCCCGGCGGCGGCAGCGCCCCGGCGAGCCAGUUCGUCGUCAAGGCCGAGCGCCUGCACCUCUCGCAGGACGUGCGCAGCUCGGGGGGCUCCGCCGCCUCGCCGGCGACGUGGGGUGCCCUGGGGGCCGCGCUGGCGGGCGCGCUCGCGCUCGGCGGCGCGGCAGCCGGCAUCCGCUGCGGCGCGUGGUCUCGGGCCCGUGCGGCGGCCCUGCCCGCAGGCGAGGCGGAGGCGCAGCUCAGCCAGAUGGAGGCGGCGGAGUGA